GACUGACAGGCUGAGAGUCCCAGCAUCCUACUCAGCUGGGCCGCUCCCGAGCUCUCGAGGGGAGCUCCCCGGCCUCCCUCGUUCUGGAGUUCUGCUCUUGCUACUGGCCGGGGAGGGCAAAGGGUUUCUGCUCAAAUAUCUGUUCAGAAACAGCCCCACCCCGUCCUCUCACCCACAGGGUCCUGCCGCCCCUUGAAAUCCCCUAACUGGGACAAGGAACUUUCGGGGACCAAGGUCCGUACCCUCUCUCCCGCCUCCCACGGAAACAGCCCAAUAGGCCACCACCACCACCUGACCCGAGCAGCCGCGGAUGACAACCGCGCCGCGCCCAUGCUUCUGAGCCAGGAUCCACCUCGGCUCCUGCUGGCACUGGGAAGCCCACCCACCCUCUGCACUAACCUGGCCGCCUCGGCUUGUCCCGGAUUCCCACGCCCGCCCGGCUCCACUGGAUUCGCGCUGCUUCCGGGUGUGCGCGGAGCGCAGGGGCGGCGCCCCAGUCCGAGCCGCCCCUUCUGUCCCGGCGUCCCGCCCCUCGGGCUCCCCGCGGUUCCUUCCCACCACUGUCCAUCGCCGCCAGUCCCCAGUCUCUGGGCAAAACCCACCUGGUCCGCUGAGCAGCGGAACCCCCACCCUGCGCCCGGCCAUGGCGGAGCCUGGAGAACAACUGCCGGAGGAGGUGCUGGCACUCAUUUUCCGUCACCUGCCCCUGCGGGACCGCGCCGCUGCCGCGAGGGUUUGCAGAACUUGGGCUGCCGCUGCCACCUGCAGCACUGUGUGGCACAACACGAACAUCAGUUGCGACUGUGAGCUAGAAGGCAUGCAGCCGCAGUACCUGUCCGCUUGCCUGGACCACGUUCAGAAUCUACGUCUGGAAUUUGUGCCGUCCAGGGAGCCGAGCCGCCUGGCGGCCAUAGAGUUGCUGACCGCACUGGCUGGCCGUAACCCCGAGCUGCGAGGCCUGUGCCUGGAGUGCCGCGGAGAAAAGCGGCUCUUCGACUCGGGUCGCGACGUUCUGGACGCCGUGCACGCCCUCUGUAGGGCCGCCCGCGCGCUGCGCCACCUCGACCUAAGGCGCUUGCCCUUCACACUGGACGACGCGCUGGUGCUGCAGGUGGCACACAGCUGCCCGGAGCUCUGCAGCCUUUUCCUGGAUAACAGUACGCUGGUGGGCAGCGUGGGGCCAGGCUCCGUGCUGGAGCUACUAGAGGCCUGCCCCUGCCUGCGCGCCCUCGGCCUGCACCUGGCCAGCCUGUCGCGCACCGCGCUCGAGGCACUGGCGGCGCCAGACCGCGCACCUUUUGAGCUCCUGGCCCUGCGGUGCGCAUGUCCCGAAGACGCACGCGCGUCGCCCCUGCCUAACGAAGCCUGGGCCGAGCUCAGCCGCCGCCACCCUGGACUGGCCGUAGAGCUGGAGCUGGAGCCGGCUCUGCCUGCCGAGAGCGUGACACGCGUCCUGCAGCCUGCUGUGCCCGUGGCUGCGCUGCGCCUCAGCCUCUCUGGGGACACCGUAGGCCCGGUGCGCUUCGCAGCGUGCCACUACGCCGCAACCUUGCGCGCGCUCGAGGUGCGCGCUGCCGCCUCUGCCGAGCUGGACGCCGCGCUGGAGGAGCUGGCAGAGCGCUGCGUGGGCCUGCGCGAAGUGCACUGCUUCUGCGUGGUGCGACCCUCCGUGCUGCAUGCCUUCCGCACGCACUGCCCGCGCCUGCGCAGCUACACGCUCAAGCUGACGCGGGAGCCGCAUCCCUGGCGGCCCACGCUUGUGGCGUGAGGCGACAAACCCUCUUUCCCCUCCCUGCGGACGUGUGGCCUCUGAGAUGCUGCGUGGGUUUGCCUCGGGGCGCGUCAGCUGCUAGUCCGCUCCUUUAGGACUCUGUUGUCUCUUGUCCCUCUCGAGGAUUGGGGGCUGUGGGAUGGCGUCAGUACCAGCCCGGAGCAACCUGAGUCCACGCGUUGCUGUCAACAUCUGCAGACACCCACUGUCCCCGCCAUACGGGGCUCACCCUCCUCUAACCCCAGUCCUCUGCAAACUUGCUCGGCGGCCCCGGCGUGGGAGGAGGGAGGGCACUGGUUCAAAGCAUGCCUCAGGGUUGAGUGUGAAAUAAAUCGAGCAGUACCUCU
Delphinapterus leucas (beluga whale) is the source of this 2118-nucleotide messenger RNA. RefSeq names its product F-box and leucine rich repeat protein 8 (gene FBXL8). Gene Ontology annotation, molecular function: protein binding. NCBI's taxonomy places the organism in Eukaryota, Metazoa, Chordata, Mammalia, Artiodactyla, Monodontidae. The record is from RefSeq and is a predicted model, not a curated record.